Molecule: messenger RNA, 2052 nt
Organism: Megalopta genalis
Lineage: Eukaryota; Metazoa; Arthropoda; Insecta; Hymenoptera; Halictidae
Product: tubulin alpha-1 chain
Biological process (GO): microtubule-based process
Cellular component (GO): microtubule
Molecular function (GO): GTP binding; structural constituent of cytoskeleton
Source: RefSeq, a predicted model, not a curated record
GUUAAGCAUUGUUUAUUUGGCCCAAGUUAUAGCUUUUGAGUUUGACACCCCUGCUUUAGACGAUAUUUAUUCAUUACACGUGGCAAGCAACCUGGUAAAUCGAAACAUUUAUGCUUCGACAAUGGAAUCGGACCACAAUUAACCCUCAAUUCUAUAAAUAAAAUCUUAAUUCUAAUUUGUGUACAGUAUACACAAAUUGUCGUCGAUUUCAUUUACACGUUUCGGCAUAGCUAAAUUCAAAUUAACGACAAAGGUCUCGUUUCGACUCUCGCUCCUUUCUGUCUCCUCGUUCGACAGCACCGAUGCAAUCGCAGAUCGUUCGUCGUUGCUGAAAAAAUCACCGUGUAGCCUUUGAUGUCACCGUUCCCCGGCAACGAAAACAAAAUAUGCGUUAAGAAAAUACCAUUUCUUCAAUUGGAUUCGCGCGACCAUCCCGUCGACAUCGUUUUCAUCUUCUCCACCGUAAAAUCUUGAAUAACUCGCCGAAAAAUGCGUGAAGUAUUGUCGGUCCACAUCGGCCAAGGCGGCGUCCAAAUGGGGAACGCUUGCUGGGAGCUCUACUGCCUGGAACACGGGAUUCAACCGGACGGCAUGCUUCCUCCGCAAAGUUGCUCCAGCGACGACGGCUUCCAGACCUUCUUCAGCGAAACCGGCGGUGGGAAAUAUGUGCCGCGUGCUGUGUUCUUGGAUCUUGAACCCACGGUCAUAGACGAGGUCCGAACAGGGACCUACCACCAGCUAUUCCACCCCGAGCAGCUGAUCUCCGGCAAGGAGGACGCCGCGAACAAUUACGCGAGAGGUCACUACACCCUCGGCAAGGAGAUCAUCGACCUGGUGCUGGACAGGAUCCGGAAGAUCGCGGACAUGUGCAGCGGCCUGCAGGGUUUCCUGAUCUUCCACGCGUUCGGCGGCGGCACCGGGUCCGGGUUCACGAGUUUGCUGAUGGAACGUCUGUCCAUGGACUACGGGAAGAAGGCGAAGCUGGAGUUCGCCAUCUACCCGUCCCCGCAGAUCUCCACCGCGGUGGUGGAGCCUUACAACGCGAUCCUGACCACGCACACCACCCUGGAACACUCCGAUUGCGCGUUCCUCGUCGACAACGAGGCGAUUUACGACAUCUGCAGGCGGAACUUGGACAUCGAGCGACCGACUUACACGAACUUGAACAGACUGAUCGGACAGAUCGUUUCGUCCAUCACAGCCUCGUUGAGGUUCGACGGUGCUCUGAACGUUGACCUGACCGAGUUCCAAACGAACCUGGUCCCAUAUCCAAGGAUCCACUUCCCUCUGGCGACGUACGCGCCGAUCGUCUCCAUCGAGAAGGCUUACCACGAGCAAUUGACCGUCAUGGAGCUGACUUCGUCCUGCUUCGAGCCUGCCAUGCAAAUGGUCAAGUGCAACCCCCAGAGGGGAAAGUACAUGGCCUGCUGUUUGCUGUACAGGGGUGACGUGGUGCCGAAGGAUGUCAACGCGUCCAUCGCGACGAUUAAGACGAAGAGGGCGAUUCAGUUCGUGGACUGGUGUCCCACUGGAUUCAAGGUGGGCAUCAAUUACCAGCCGCCAACUGUAGUGCCAGGGGGUGACCUGGCCAAAGUGCAGAGAGCAAUGGCGAUGCUUGCGAACACAACUGCUAUCGCAGAGGCCUGGACCAGGCUGAACAGGAAAUUCGAUUUGAUGUUCGGGAAGCGAGCAUUCGUUCAUUGGUACGUCGCGGAAAGCAUGGACGAGAGCGAGUUCAACGAGGCCAGGGAAGAUCUAGCUGCCCUGGAAAAAGACUACGAAGAAGUCGGCAUGGACUCGGCAGACGCUGGCGAAGGUGAAGAUGAAAACUAGAUCGCGUUACACGUGUUUCUGACACAUUUCUUUUCUUGUCGCUCGACGAGAUCUGGGAUAGCGUACGAAUCCAUUACGUACGACCUAUACAUGGUUUUGAUUGCUUUUAUUUAUAAUUGUCCCCUUGUACAUUGUUUUAGUAUACGAUAUUGUUUGUACUGUGUAUGUACAGAGGCAUCUCGGCCUUUUUUUAUAGCGAUUAAACAGUUUUUUUUCUUA